ACAGAGAGAGAGCAAGCAGCAGAGAAGGAUCCCCAGGACCCAGUUCUGAUCCCACAGCUGAGCACUGACUGCAGAAAGGACACUUGCGAGCUGCAGGUUUGACAGCACUCUGGGUGGAAGAGGACCUCUGGGGAGAAACACGCAGAUCACUAAUACCGGUGACAAAGAGACUCGUUGAACAGCUAUGAAGAGCGCUCUGGUCUGAGCCAACAGACAAAGCAGCAGACAACAGACUGGUCCUGGGAGACGCAGUACUGACUUCAAGUGGGAUCAGCUCAAAAGCUCAACCUGUAAAGAAGAAGGUUUUGUUGUUGAAAACAAGGAGCUGAACAAGGCAUCAUGGCAAGCCAUCAGGCAGUGAAAAUCUUCAAGAAAUCUUCCAUCCUAGGAGUUACAAUCACUCAGUUUGUUGAUGAUAUUCCAGAAGGAUGCAGUACACCUGACUUUGAGCGGAAACCUGUCACCCUAACGUUACAGGAAGGUAAAAAUGCCAUUUUCAGAGCUGUGGUCAAGGGUGUCCCGAAGCCUGAUGUGGAAUGGAAGCGUACAAAAGGAGGAAUGGAUGAUCCUGCCAAAUACAAAACAUCCUUCAGUGCCAUUACGAAUGAAUUCAUUCUGCAGAUAAAUAAACUCACUGUAGAUGAUACUGAUAUGUAUCGCUGCUCUGCUGUGAAUGAGUAUGGGGAAGCUGUGUGCACUGCUGGCCUCAGGAUCAUACAAGUUGGCUUUAAGAGGAAAGCGAGACAAAUUCCCAUUCAUCCUGCUGAUGAAUUAAAGAAGAAAAUUCAGGAGUUCAGGAAGCUGCUGAGAAAGCGAGCCCCACGACCACCACCAAAACCAGUGGACAAAGAAGCAAUCUUGCAACUGUUGCUGCAUGCCGAUAAAAGAGAUUACGAAAGAAUCUGUAUGAAAUAUGGAAUUACAGACUUCCGUGGGAUGCUGAGAAAGCUGCAGGAGAUAAGGAAGGACACAGAGAUUGAACAUGGAGAAUUAAUGCGCAGUAUCAAGAACCAGCAACACAUCAGGGUCGACAAAGAGGGAAAGGCUACAUUGAGUCUAGAGAUGGACCUGAAAAACAGUAACAGCAAAAUUUAUCUGUUUAAGGAUGGUAAGAGGGUGAGAUAUGGAACAGGGAAUGAAUACAGAAAGCGCUACCUGAAGCAAGUAGGAAAAAAGUAUUAUUUCAUUGUCAACGAUGUGCAGCCAGAAGAUGCAGGCUUGUACCAAGUCAGAGUGGAUGAUGUGCCUGUUUUCUCAACUGAGUUGGAACCUGAAUCCAUCCCUGUGAGAUUUGAGCACCCGCUCAGUGACAUACGUUGCCUCGAGAAAGAUGAUGCUGUCUUUGAGUGUACCCUACGUGCUCCCUGCUACGAUGCUGUGUGGCUAUGCAAAAACCACCUCCUCGAGGCAAGUGAGAAGCACCAGAUCUCUGUAACACCUGAUGGUCUGACCCACCAGCUGAUUAUCAAAAAUGCUCUGCCCUCCGACAGUGGCAUGUACACGCUCGACACUGGGCUCUGUUCCUCAAAUGCCUGGCUUAUUGUAGAGUAUGCCAAAGGAAAGAGGAGACAGGAUGAAAGAGAUGAAAGAGAUAAAGCUGGCUGGCUGAAAGGACUUUUGUCAGAUGAAGACAGGGCUAAAAAACUUCGACAAGGAGAAUAUCUUGGUGACCAAGAUCACUUUAUGGACAUUAGCAUGGAAGAAGAUGGCUUGUACAGAAAUGGCCAAGAAGGCAGUCAAGGCUACUCCAUUGAUGUUGAUGGCAGACAUAGAUUUUUGGGACAAGAAGGGCUAGAUGGAGCCGACAGAAAUGGAAGGAUGGGGUUUGGUCAGUUUUCUAGAGCAGAGAUAGAUGGAGACUCAACGACAAGUGGUGGUAGUAGCAGUAGAUUGACAGGUUUAAGAGACAAAAGUGGAUUAGGGUCUUUCCAUGGCGAGGAUUCUAUGACAAGCAGAGCAGAUACUGGUGAUGGAUUAGGAGGAGCAGGUGGGUGGUAUUCUGUGGAUGGCAGAGGUGAUGCUAGAGCUAGAUUCAGAAGUAGAGAAGGUUCAGACACUCUUCAUGGCAAGGGUGCUGUGUUUGAGGAUACUAGUGCUGGUACUGGGGCUAGGGUGGGAGAAGCAGGCAGCAAGGAAUUUCUUUAUGGUAAAGAGGGUUUGGCAGUUGGAACUGAGGCUAGCCUGAGUGGAAAAGGAGGCAUGGCUUCUCUUUAUCAGGAGGAGGAUAUGAUGGGAACAAAUGGUUCUAGCAGUGCUGGUGUAGGUGGAAUGUGUUCUCUGUCUGACAGGGAUGCUGUCCUACGUGGAGCCAGUCCUGGGACUGGUCAAAGGGCUGAAGAAAUUAUGGGGUCUUUUCAUGGCACAAAUGCCACAAGAAGUGGAUCCAGAGGUGUAGGAGGUAGGGACUCUCAUGACGGUAAGGACAGUAUGUUGGACGUUCUUAACACCGAAAUGGAUGAUGCAAAAGGUGUGGGCUCUUGGCAUGACAAGGCUGGUAAAUUAGGUGAUAUUCAUUCUAGACAUGGUUUUGGAGGUGUCAAGAGAUCUGGGGCUACUGAUGGAAGUUCUGUGUUAGAUGGACUCAGUCCUAGUUCAACCAGUGUAGGAGGCAUGCGGUCUCCCUAUGGUAAGGAUGAUCUGUAUAGUGAGACUAGUCCAGGGACUGGAGCUGGUAGGAAUGCUACAGGUACUGAGAUUGCUGGAGGAAUAAGAUCCCCUUAUGGCAAGGAUGACAUGCCUACUAUAGCUGAUAUUAAUGGAGCAAGUAUAAAUAGAGGAGAAAUAGGGACUCCCUAUGGCAAGGAUGACCUGAGAGUUGAAGCCAGUGGUCCUGCAGGUCAGGGAGGAAGAACUGGCUUGCUGUAUGGCCCACAUGGUCUGCCAGCUGGACAUGGGGCUAGACCUGGUGCAGGUGGCACUUCCAUAGGGAGAAUGGGGGCUUUGUAUGGCCCGGAUGGUCUGCCAGCUGGAGCAGGUGUUGGAGAUGUCACUGCUGUUAAAAUUGGGGAGUUCUAUGGUAAACACGGAGAGUCAGCUGAACCUGGGGCUGGAGAUGGAAACUGGAUUGGAGCUGAUGUAGCAGGUGAAGGAGGAAUGGGGUACCCCUAUGGGAAGGAUAGAGUUCCUGUGGGAAUGGGGGCUGGGGCUGGGGCUGGUGGUGCUGGUGAAGCUGGUGCAGGAGGAUUUGGCUCUCCCUAUGGAAAGGAUGGCCUCCCAGCUGGGGCUGGUGUUAUAGGCUUGGGAGGUGUUGGUUCUCCCUAUGGCAAGGAUGGUCUUCCAGCCGGGGCUGCUGUUGGUGGUGCUGGUGUAGCUGGUGCAGGAGGAUUUGGCUCUCCCUAUGGCAAGGAUGGUCUUCCAACUGGGGCUGCUGUUGGUGGUGUGGGAGGUGUUGGUUCUCCCUAUGGCAAGGAUGGUCUUCCAGCUGGGGCUGGUGUUGGUGUUUUGGGAGGUGUUGGUUCUCCCUAUGGCAAGGAUGGUCUUCCAGCUGGGGCUGGUGUUGGUGGUGAUAGUGUUGGUGGUGCAGGAGGAUUGGGCUCUCCUUAUGGCAAGGAUGGCCUCCCAGCUGGGGCUGGUGUUGUUGGUUUUGGAGGUGUUGGUUCUCCCUAUGGCAAGGAUGGCCUUUCAGUUGGUGCUGGUGUUGUAGGUUUUGGAGGUGUUGGUUCUCCUUAUGGCAAGGAUGGUCUUCCAGCUGGGGCUGGUGUUGGUGUUGGUGUUUUGGGAGGUGUUGGUUCUCCCUAUGGCAAGGAUGGUCUUCCAGCUGGUGUUGGUGGUGCUGGUGUAGCUGGUGCAGGAGGAUUGGGCUCUCCCUAUGGCAAGGAUGGCCUCCCAGUUGGGGCUGGUGUUGGUGGUGUGGGAGCUGGUGCAGGAGGAUUUGGCUCUCCCUAUGGCAAGGAUGGCCUUCCAGCUGGGGCUGGUGUUGGUGUUGUAGGUUUUGCAGGUGUUGGUUCUCCCUAUGGCAAGGAUGGUCUUCCAGCUGGGGCUGGUGCUGGUGUUGGUGGAUUUGGCUCUCUCUAUGGAAAGGAUGGCCUCCCAGCUGGGGCUGGUGUUGGCGUUGGUGUUGGUGGUGCGGGAGGUGUUGGUUCUCCCUAUGGCAAGGAUGGCCUCCCAGCUGGAGCUGGUGUUGCUGUUGGUGGUGCUGGUGGUGUGGGAGGUGUUGGUUCUCCCUAUGGCAAGGAUGGUCUUCCAGCUGGUGUUGGUGUUGGUGGUGUGGGAGGUGUUGGUUCUCCCUAUGGCAAGGAUGGUCUUCCAGCUGGGGCUGGUGUUGGUGGUGCUAGUGUUGGUGGUGUGGGAGGUGUUGGUUCUCUCUAUGGCAAGGAUGGUCUUCCAGCUGGGGCUGCUGUUGGUGGUGCUGGUGAAGCUGGUGCAGGAGGAUUUGGCUCUCCCUAUGGCAAGGAUGGUCUUCCAGCUGGGGCUGGUGUUGAUGGUGGUGUUGGUGUUGGUUUGGGAGGUGCUGGUUCUGCCUACGGCAAGGAUGGUCUUCCAGCUGGGGCUGGUGUUGGUGGUGCUGGUGUAGCUGGUGCAGGAGGAUUUGGCUCUCCCUAUGGCAAGGAUGGCCUCCCAACUGGGGCUGGUGUUGGUGUUGGUGGUGUGGGAGGUGUUGGUUCUCCCUAUGGCAAGGAUGGUCUUCCAGCUGGGGCUGCUGUUGGUGCUGGUGGUGUGGGAGGUGUUGGUUCUCCUUAUGGCAAGGAUGGUCUUCCAGCUGGGGCUGGUGUUGGUGGUGUUGGUUUGGGAGGUGUUGGUUCUCCUUAUGGCAAAGAUGGUCUUCCAGCUGGGGCUGCUGUUGGUGGUGCUGGUGAAGCUGCUGCAAGGGGAGUUGGCUCUCCCUAUGGCAAAGAUGGUCUUCCAGCUGGUGCUGGGGUUGGUGGUGCUAGUGUCGGUGGUGUGGGAGGUGCUGGUUCUCCUCAUGGCAAGGAUGGUCUUCCAGCUGGUGCUGGUGUUGGUGGUGCUAGUGUUGUUGGUGUGGGAGGUGUUGGUUCUCCCUAUGGCAAGGAUGGUCUUCCAGCUGGGGCUGGUGUUGGUGGUGUUGGUGGUGUGGGAGGUGUUGGUUCUCCUUAUGGCAAGGAUGGUCUUCCAACCGGGGCUGGUGCUGGUGGUGUUGGUGUUGCUGGUGCAGGAGGAUUUGGCUCUCCCUAUGGCAAGGAUGGCCUUCCAACUGGGGCUGCUGUUGGUGGUGUUGGUGGUGUGGGAGGUGUUGGUUCUCCUUAUGGCAAGGAUGGUCUUCCAGCUGGUGCUGGUGCUGGUGGUGCCGGUGUUGGUGGUUUGGGAGGUGUUGGUUCUCCCUAUGGCAAGGAUGGUCUUCCAGCUGGGGUUGGUGUUGGUGGUGUUGGUGGUGUGGGAGGUGUUGGUUCUCCCUAUGGCAAGGAUGGUCUUCCAGCUGGGGCUGGUGCUGGUGGUGCUGGUGUUGGUGGUGUGGGAGGUGUUGGUUCUCCCUAUGGCAAAGAUGGUCUUCCAGCUGGGACUGGUGUUGAUGGUGUUGGUGGUGUUGGUUUGGGAGGUGUUGGUUCUCCCUACAGCAAGGAUGGUCUUCCAGCUGGGGCUGGUGUUGGUGGUGCUGGUGUAGCUGCUGCAGCAGGAUUUGGCUCUCCCUAUGGCAAAGAUGGUCUUCCAGCUGGGGCUGCUGUUGGUGGUGGUGGUGCUGGUGGUGUGGGAGGUGUUGGUUCUCCCUAUGGAAGAGAUGGUCUUCCAGCUGGGGCUGGUGUUGGUGGUGUUGGUUUGGGAGGUGUUGGUUCUCCUUAUGGCAAGGAUGGUCUUCCAGCUGGGGCUGCUGUUGGUGGUGCUGGUGAAGCUGGUGCAGGAGGAUUUGGCUCUCCCUAUGGCAAAGAUGGUCUUCCAGCUGGGGCUGGUGGUGGUGGUGCUAGUGUUGGUGGUGUGGGAGGUGUUGGUUCUCCUUAUGGCAAGGAUGGUCUUCCAGCUGGUGCUGGUGUUGGUGGAGCUAGUGUUGGUGGUGUGGGAGGUGUUGGUUCUCCUUAUGGCAAGGAUGGUCUUCCAGCUGGGACUGGUGUUGAUGGUGUUGGUGGUGUUGGUUUGGGAGGUGUUGGUUCUCCUUAUGGCAAGGAUGGUCUUCCAGCUGGGGCUGGUGUUGGUGUUGGUGGUGCUGGUGGUGUGGGAGGUGUUGGUUCUCCUUAUGGCAAGGAUGGUCUUCCAGCUGGGGCUGGUGUUGGUGGAGCUAGUGUUGGUGGUGUGGGAGGUGUUGGUUCUCCUUAUGGCAAGGAUGGUCUUCCAGCUGGGACUGGUGUUGAUGGUGUUGGUGGUGUUGGUUUGGGAGGUGUUGGUUCUCCUUAUGGCAAGGAUGGUCUUCCAGCUGGGGCUGGUGUUGGUGUUGGUGGUGCUGGUGGUGUGGGAGGUGUUGGUUCUCCUUAUGGCAAGGAUGGUCUUCCAGCUGGGGCUGGUGUUGGUGGAGCUAGUGUUGGUGGUGUGGGAGGUGUUGGUUCUCCUUAUGGCAAGGAUGGUCUUCCAGCUGGGACUGGUGUUGAUGGUGUUGGUGGUGUUGGUUUGGGAGGUGUUGUUUCUCCCUAUGGCAAAGAUGGUCUUCCAGCCGGGGCUGGUGUUGGUGGUGCUAGUGUCGGUGGUGUUGGAGGUGUUGGCUCUGCCUAUGGCAAGGAUGGUCUUCCAACUGGAGCUGGUGUUGAUGGUGUUGGUGGUGUUGGUUUGGGAGGUGUUGGUUCUCCUUAUGGCAAGGAUGGUCUUCCAGCUGGGGCUGGUGUUGGUGUUGGUGGUGUUGGUGGUGUGGGAGGUGUUGGUUCUCCUUAUGGCAAGGAUGGUCUUCCAGCUGGGACUGGUGUUGAUGGUGUUGGUGGUGUUGGUUUGGGAGGUGUUGGUUCUCCUUAUGGCAAGGAUGGUCUUCCAGCUGGGGCUGGUGUUGGUGUUGGUGCUGCUGGUGGUGUGGGAGGUGUUGGUUCUCCUUAUGGCAAAGAUGGUCUUCCAGCUGGUGCUGGUGUUGGUGGUGUUGGUUUUGGAGGUGUUGGUUCUCCCUAUGGCAAGGAUGGUCUUCCAACCGGGGCUGGUGUUGGUGGUGCUAGUGUCGGUGGUGUUGGAGGUGUUGGCUCUUCCUAUGGCAAGGAUGGUCUUCCAGCUGGAGCUGGUGUUGAUGGUGUUGGUGGUGUUGGUUUGGGAGGUGUUGGUUCUCCCUAUGGCAAAGAUGGUCUUCCAGCUGGGGCUGCUGUUGGUGGUGCUGGUGAAGCUGGUGCAGGAGGAUUUGGCUCUCCCUAUGGCAAGGAUGGUCUUCCAGCUGGGGCUGCUGUUGGUGGUGGUGUUGGUGUUGGUUUGGGAGCUGUUGGUUCUCCCUAUGGCAAGGAUGGUCUUCCAGCUGGGGCUGGUGUUGGUGGUGCUGGUGAAGCUGGUGCAGGAGGAUUUGGCUCUCCUUAUGGCAAGGAUGGUCUUCCAGCUGGGACUAGUGUUGGUGGUGCUGGUGUAGCUGGUGCAGGAGGAUUUGGCUCUCCCUAUGGCAAGGAUGGCCUCCCAACUGGGGCUGGUGUUGGUGUUGGUGGUGUGGGAGGUGUUGGUUCUCCCUAUGGCAAGGAUGGUCUUCCAGCUGGUGUUGGUGUUGGUGGUGGUGUUGGUUUUGGAGGUGUUGGUUCUCCUUAUGGCAAGGAUGGUCUUCCAGCUGGGGCUGGUGCUGGUGGUGCUGGUGUUGGUGGUGUGGGAGGUGUUGGUUCUCCCUAUGGAAAAGAUGGUCUCCUAAUGGGAAUGGGAGCUGGGGGUGGUGGUGCUGGUGUUGUUGGUUUGGGAGGUGUUGGUUCUCCCUAUGGAAAGGAUGGUCUUUCAGCUGGAUCACGUGUUGGUGGUGCUGGUGCAAGGGGAGUUGGCUCUUCCUAUGGAAAAGAUGGUUUCUCAGCUCUGGGUGUGGCUGGAGCUGCUCAUUUUCCUUUCGGGGGUGGAGAAGGAAUGGGAUCUUAUCGCAGUAAAGAUGGUCAAGGCUAUUUAGGUGGAGCAGGAGGAGCUGCUUUUUCUCCUGGCAGAUCAUCUUCAAAAGGUGGGGGUGUUGUUGGCGCCUCUGCAAUACAAGCUGCAGGGUCUCCCUACGGCAAGGAUAGUGUGUCAGCUGGCUCCAGGGCUGGGGCAGGGGGUGUUGGCAGGUUGGGAAGUGAUGAACGGGAGUUACAUUCAGUCCCUGGUAGAGAAGGUGCGGUAGGUGCUCUUGGACUAGGUGGUGAAUUUGGGCUGGAUUCCCGUCCUGGCAAAUUUUCUAUGCGAGGUGAAGCUGGAACUGGUGCUCACAGUGAUUUCAGAGGAUCAGGACACAAAGGUUCAACCGGUGACAGAGAUUCACUUUCAGGUCAAGGAAGUGCCAGGGGUGAGGACAGGGAUUUAGGAGAGUUAGGCUCCUACUAUAGCAAGGAUUCUGCCUUUGGUGGAGCAGGAAGUAAAUCCCAUUACAGAUCUGCUGAUGGGAGAAAGUCAGGUGUUCUUGGUGAAGGUUCACUGGGUUAUGAUGAGAUAUCAAGUCCUGAUGGUGAACUUUCUUCAAUAAACCGGAGAAAACAGAUACCUGGCCUUGAUAUUAAAGCAAAAGAAUACUUGAAGAAUACAGACAAUAUGGAAAAAAGAAGACGUUUUCCCAAAGACGAUUUGAAAGCAGCCCGCUGUCAUGUCAUCAAACCAUUGGUAGAUGUCAGAGUCCUGAAAGGGGAGUCAGCUGAGCUGUCUUGCACUCUCAGUAAUGAUGAAGUGAAAGGAACCUGGUUUAAAGAUGGAUUAAAGUUAAAAAGCAUGGAUGGAGUCCUUUUUGAAAAGGAAGGCUCAGUCCACAAACUGAUUAUUAACAAAGUAGAAAAUAUUCAUGCUGGAAAAUAUAAGUUUGAAGCUGCAGAAAUAAAAACUGAAGCUUCUCUUUUUGUUGAAGAUCCUCCUCAGGUUGACAAAGUUCUCCUCAAAAACCUAACAAAUGUUCCUACUGUGGUCAAAGCUGGGCAGAAAAUAAAGAUCGAGAUCCCAUUUGAGGGCCAGCUACCAAUCAGAGCAACGUGGCUAAAGGAUGGAAUGGAGCUAGUAGAUGACACAAGGAUUCGUGUUUAUAAAGCAGAUACCUUUACCAUGUUGUCCAUCUCCAGCAGUGAAAGAAAGGACUGUGGGGAUUACAAAGUCAGGCUGAAGAAUGACCAUGGAGUCCUGGAGAUCAACCUAAAGCUUGUGGUAAUAGACAAGCCACAGCAACCCACAGGACCCAUCAAAGUUGUAGAAAGCUCCUCAAGUGACAUCACCAUUCAGUGGAAGCCCCCAAAAGAUGAUGGGGGCAAACCAGUGCAAAGCUAUAUUGUCGAGAGGCAGCAAGUAGGCCAGGAAGACUGGGUGACUUUGGGAGAAACCCCCAAAAGCUGUACCACUUUCACUACCAACAAAGUGGAACAAGACAUGAGCUACUACUUCAGGGUGCGAGCUGUGAAUGCAGAGGGAACCGGUGAUGCACUGGAAUCAGAUGAGGUGAAGGCUGUCGGUAAAGCUUCACCUGGUCCCCCAGAUCCCCCUGAGAUCAUCAGUGCCACCAAAGAGACUAUCACAAUAUCCUGGAAAGCACCUCGUAAAACUGGCAAUUCCCAAAUUGUGGGGUACAUUGUUCAAAAACGCAAGAUGGGUACCAAUACCUGGGUGCCAGUCACCAAAGUGCCUAUAGCAGACAGGAAAUUGAAAAUAACUAACCUCAAGAUGGGGCUGCAGUAUGAAUUUCGCGUGGCAGCUGUCAAUGCUGCUGGUGUAGGAGAGGCCAGUGCACCGUCACAGCCUGUCUUUGCUGGGGAUUCCACAAAAAUUCCAGGUCAAGUGAGGGACCUUAGAGUGGCCAACAGUGACAGCACUAGCAUCACCCUGACAUGGAGAGAACCUGAGCCAAAAGAUGGGGUUGAUGUGAAAGGCUAUGAGGUAGAGAUGCGAUCUCAUGACAACCUCAACUGGACCAAAUGCAGUGCUCUUCCUAUAGAGGCAACCAGGUAUACAGUUAAAGGCCUGCAAGCCAAAGAGUUGUACUUCCUGCGUGUGAGAGCGCUCAAUGACAAUGGCCUAGGAGAAGCUGCAGAGCUUGAAACAUCGGUUGAAGCUGCUCCUCCUGUUGUUCCUCCCAGGUUUCUAAUAGAGGACAGAGUGAAAAGCUUCCUGAUUAUAAAAGCAGGCAAUACCAUCCGAGUGCCAAUUCCCUUUGAAGCAUCUCCAGAUCCUGUAGUGACCUGGUUAAAGGAUGGACUUCCUCUGCCGAAACGGGCCACAAUAAGCACCGAACAUGGUACCACCCAACUGCUGAUCGAAGCAGCUGAGUUGUCUGACACUGGCACCUACACUGUUGAGCUCCAGAAUGGGUUAGGGAAUAAAGAAACAUUCAGCUUCCAAGUUCAAGUUACAGAUAUCCCACAGUCCCCUGGACCUAUUGAAUUAGAAGAGAAUGUGUCAAAUACAGUGACAGUGACGUGGCAGCCAUCAGCAUCUGAGAAAUGGGAAAGUAAUCUCUACUACACGGUCCUGAAACGUGAAUCACAGAAAGGCUUGUGGCACGUGGUGGGUGACCUGAUCUACACCAACAAGUUCACAUUCACCCAACUUAUCCCAGGCCGGGACUACUACUUUAGGGUUGUGGCAAAAAAUUACUUGGGAGCCAGUAGUCCAUCUGAAACUGUGAAGCCUUGGAGACUUCGAAAAAAGAAGGCUGAAUUUCAAGUCAAACAACCAGAAUACAGGGAAGUUAAUCAAAAUCAACCCCCAAGACUCCUCGUCCAGCUGAAGCCUCAUGUGGUGACCACUGGGACUGAGUGCCACAUGAGCUGUGCAGUUGCAGGCCAUCCACCACCAAAGAUCACAUGGUACAAAGAUGGCAGGGACAUCUCCAAGGAUCCUACCUAUUUGUGCACAAAUAUCUUUGGUGUCUGCUCCCUGGUGAUCGUAGAUGUUGCAAAAAGGGAUGAAGGAGAAUAUAUGGUAGAGGCCACCAAUGGAUUGGGCCGUGCAUUCAGCAAAGCCUUCCUCACCAUUAAAGGUAACAAUCUUUAA
Messenger RNA from Dromaius novaehollandiae (emu), 10971 nucleotides. It is a transcript of the gene IGFN1, whose product is annotated as immunoglobulin like and fibronectin type III domain containing 1. Lineage: Eukaryota; Metazoa; Chordata; Aves; Casuariiformes; Dromaiidae. The record is from RefSeq and is a predicted model, not a curated record. The coding region runs from base 340 to 10971 and encodes 3543 amino acids. Gene Ontology annotation, molecular function: protein binding. The transcript is spliced from 27 exons.